Messenger RNA from Phyllostomus hastatus (greater spear-nosed bat), 13189 nucleotides. RefSeq names its product KIAA1549 like. The transcript has 21 exons. Lineage: Eukaryota; Metazoa; Chordata; Mammalia; Chiroptera; Phyllostomidae. The record is from RefSeq and is a predicted model, not a curated record. The coding region runs from base 548 to 7054 and encodes 2168 amino acids.
GCCUCCCUCGCAGGGUCCGGUGGCUACGUGCUUUCUUUGUCAAUGAGGCGCAGCUUUGAGCUGCAGUAGCACUCUCAGCCCGGGAACCGGAGCCGGAACCCGAGCCCGCGCGAGCCAGCAAGCGAGGAGAGCGGGGCGCAGAGGUCGGAGCUGGCGGUGGGAGGGAGGGUCCCGAGUGCGCUCUGCGGCCGCCAGCACCCGCUCCUCGCAGCCUCGACCCCUCAGUCAGCGGGAGCUGCCCGGGGGAGGGGACCCCGGGCGGCGCCUGUCCCACCCUCACUGCCCGGGGCGCGCCCGCGCGCAGGGACAGCACCGUGGGAACCCCAGUCAGCUCCAUGCGGCCCCCGCUCCUGCACGGUUGAAGCCGCGGCUCCCGGAGCUCGCCCCGGCGCGGCAAGACUAGCGAGCAAGUCGCGCCGCCUGGCGCUUCCACCCUCCAGCGCGCGAGCCAUGGCCGGAGAUGCCCGGUGAGGACCGGGGCGCCGAAGGCUGGGCUCCCCGGCGCGGUGCGGAGCGAGGCAGCGGCCUGGAUGUGUAAAGUGUCUCCAUGGCUCUGCAGGAGGCGAAGCCCCAGGGCCCAAGGGAAACUGGACUGGCGGCGCGGAGGCGCAGGGGCCGGCCUGGGACGCUCGGGCUCGGUGGGGUCGGCGGGGGAGCGGCGUGCACCCCGGGCUUGAGAGGCUCCGGACCGGAGCUGGCCCUCCGGGCUGCCGGGUCCCAGGAAGCACCGCUGCUGCCGCCGCCGCCGCUGCUGCUGCUGGGACUCCUGCUGCUCGCGGCCCUUCCUGAGCACUGCCUGGCCGACCUGGGAACCUCGGAUCUGCCGGUAACCGUGACCCCAAACCCUGCGUCACUUCCUCCUGGGACAUUGUUACCAAUUUCACCAACAUGGCCUUUCUCAGAAGUCCAGUCUUCCUCGGCAGUGAACAGAAUCAAGAAUGUGCUGGGACCGCCCCCCGACAACACCAGCGUGCCGCAGUUCACACGAACACCUCCUCCCAAGAUACACCGCAGAGCUAGGGCUCAUGGGGACUUCUCUUCUUCCCUUUACCAAGGAAGCGGAUAUAGCUCCUCCUUCGAGCCUUACAAGGAUUCCACUGAGUCGCUGGUCCAACCAGGACCUCAAGGGGGAAAAGAGACAGCCAGCGUGUCAGGUUUGCCUCACACUAGCAUGCUCCCCCCAUUGUCCACUGCCCCAUCAGUGCCGUCCUUGAGCCCUGCCCUCCCAUCUCAGCCAGUGUGGGUAGGGACUCCUUCCAUCUCAGAACGACAUUCUCUGAGGUCAGACAUCCUUCCACUUCUCCCUCCAUCUCCAUCCUCUUCAUUGGCUCCUGACUCACCUCAUUCCAUCAUCUUUUCUAAGCCAGCCGAGCGACCCAUCACAGUGCCUUUACUCCCCCAAACAGCUCCAACAGACUCCUCUUCAAGUCAGAGUGUAGCUAAUCCCCUAAACCCAUUUGCUGAUGAAACGAACCACACUCCAUCCAGAAAUGCUCAGGAUUUAAUAGGCAUCCCUCAUCUAGGUUUUUCUGGAUCUUCAACAAAGCAGUAUUCGGAGCUGUCCUCCACAGAGAGUCCUCGCUCAGCAAGCUCCCCCACACCAGAGUUUUUGAGCUCCGGGGCAGAACUGGCCCAUCUGUCUCUCCAUCCCCUAGCACCUGGAAGUCUUCAGCUGCCAGGUGGAACUCCCUCAUGGUCAAGGUUGGAAGUGGCUUCAAGCCCUGCAUCCAUCCAGCCAAUCGAAGCUGAGGUGGAUGAAAGAGUACACAGUGGGGUGGCUUUGCCAGCUUGGAAGAGCGUGGCCACAGCAGCGACCCGUGAGGCUGUGCCUUCUUUGUUUUUCCAGACUGCUGCUGAGUCAGUGGCAAUGGAAACAACCAGCAGAGAGCCAGCCCCCGCCACCGCAAAGGACUCUGCUAACCCACUGCAUUUGUCAGCAGCCCCAGAGAAUUCUGAAGGGCCUGCCCUUUCAGCAGAACACACAUCUUUCUCUUGGGUGCCUUCUCCUGUGCCUCCCACUACAGCUGGCCAAGGACAAGCCAACUUUUCUGGGGCGGUUCCUGCAUCUCUAUCGCAGGGCGCAGCGGCAGAUGUGCCCUCCCCACCUACUUUCCUGCAGCCGGCACAGAAUCAUGCCUUCCCAUCCAUCGAGCCCAGAAAGCCUACUCCUCAGGACGAGGGCCAUGAUGGAUCCGCUCCUGUUGCAGCUUCGGAUUUCCUCCUCUCAAGCAAAUUUCCAAAUCUCCUCGCCACAACUCGGACAUUUCCCCGGCAGAAAGAGAAUAGCGUGACAGCUGUUUCAAAGGAAAACGAAAAGGCAAAUUUCACAGUUGCUCUCCAGACCCUCCCAAGUAAAGAGAUUCGGAGUCUUCACACUAUAAAUGGAUUUGCCUCUGGUUUUAGCACUGAUCGUAUUUCAUCCACUGUCGUUGCAACACCAAGAACAACCGUUCCUUCAGAGUUACCUCCACGUUCCAUCCCCUCCGGACGAGCUACCCAGACUGUUUCACCAUCUCCUAGCUCUCCCAACAGCAGUCCAGAGACUUACGCAGCUGCGACAGACCAUUCCGAGCUGCCAGUUCCAGCUUCCAAACAGGUGACAGCAUUUCCCUCCUCCACUGAGGUCUAUGAUUUCUCAACAAUGGGAAACGGGAAAAAGCCAGCAGUCACAGAUGUUUUCUGGAGUUCUCUUUCAGCGGAAACUGGAUUCCUUUCCACAGAACCAACCGUAUCUGGCACGCAGCAGCCAACAAAUUACGAUGUAAAUGGGCACACAAUUAACUCCACAAGUUGGAAAACUCAUUCAGCCUCCUCUACUGCUCCCGAUGAUUUAGCUUCAGCUGUCAGUACAAUAGAAUCUCAGCAUUCCAAAGACACUGCUGGGCAUUCAGCAACGGCAGACAGCUUUAGCAUUCAGGAUCCAGUCCUUGACACAAGCACCAGCCAGCCAGUCCAACAGCCAGCCAUUACCAUGGUUGGAAACCAUACAGGCAUCUUGUCCAUGAGUAAUAACAACCACUCCGGGGUCUUCCAAGCAGCUGAGGUUGAAGAUCACCCAUCCACCAGCCAACACGUCAAGUCUCCUCCCCAUCUGCAGCAGCCUGCCCACCCAACACGUUCGCUCUGGCUAACCUCUCCGAGUCUGCCUUCCACAGCUGGUUUGCGGGCAGUGUUUUCAGAUGGAAUGGAUACAAGUUUCCAAGUUUCCAGCAGCAUCUAUCCAUCUCCCGGGAUAAAUGCUUCCACACCAUUCCAGAGUGUCCCGAGAUAUCACUCUACUGCUGAAUCUCCUCUGUCAACCAGUGCCUUAUUCAGGACCCCAUCCAAAGUGCUUCUGCCUUCUCAGCACCCCGAGAAAUGGACAGGGGCAGCCACUAAUGCAGCGGACUCUGCAGUGUCGUCUGAGGCGGAACCAACAACAGCAGCAGCUUCCACGUUGUUUCUGAGGAAAUCAAGUCCAGCACUGUCUGCAGCCCUGGUUGCCAAGGACACUGGCAGCAACCCUUCAGCUGGGGUCUCAGGAUUGGUCAAGAGCAGUCUGACCACUGCUCUAGCUAAAAAUGUCACAAACAACACAGCGUCUGGCCCAAAGGCGACCCCAGGCGCGGUCCAUCCAGCCUUCUCAUUCACUCCAACCUAUAUGUUUGCAAGGUCCGCACACACUAUGAACACUCACACGGCCAUGCAAGGGAACCCGGGCACCGCCUCUGGCCUGUUGUCCACAACACACCUCCCCAGGAAACCACAAGCCAUGCACACGAACUUCCCGAACCCCACCAACUCAGACCUGCCCCGCGCGUCCACCACACGCUCCCUGACAAUCACGGCAGCCUUGACGUCCAUUACUGCACCGGUAAGGGCGACCCGGCUGCCGCCUCUGCUGGCAGAAAACCCAAAUGCUGCUCUUCCCGCUGUGUCGACAGCUAUGGUCACCACUGGCAAGGUAGUGUCCAACCUGGAGUGCCAGAUGUCCAGUAAACUCUUGGUAAAGAUAGUUCUCUUUCUGAUGCAAAGGAGAGGGCAGACCGGUGAAAUCUUGAAGCUCAGUGUGGCCAAGGGGCUCACGCAGGCACUGCGGAAGGCUUUCCAACAGAACGACGUCUCAGCUCACGUGGACAUUCUGGAACAUUCUCAUAACGUCACAGUUGGUUAUUAUGCUACCAAAGGGAGGCUGGUGUACCUGCCUUCUGCAGUGAUCGAAAUGCUGGGUGUUUACGGGGUCAGCAAUGUCACCGCGGAUCUGAAGCAGCACACCCCGAACUUGCAGUCUGUGGCAGUACUCGCCUCCCCGUGGGACCCCCAGCCUGCAGGCUACUUCCAGCUGAAAACAGUGCUCCAGUUUGUGAGCCAGUCCGACAACAUCCAGUCCUGCAAGUUUGCUCAGACGAUGGAGCAGAGACUACAGAAGGCCUUCCAGGAUGCCGAGAAGAAGGUCCUGAGUACCAAAAGCAACCUGACAGUUCAGAUUGUGAGCACGUCCAACGCCUCCCAGACUGUCACGCUGGUGUACGUGGUGGGCAAUCGGAGCUCCUUCCUCAAUGGCACCGUGGCUAGCAGCCUCCUCCGCCAGCUCUCAGCCGAGCUGGUGGGGUUCUACCUCACCUACCCGCCGCUCACCAUUGCUGAACCGCUGGAAUAUCCCAACCUUGACACAUCAGAGACAACCAGAGACUACUGGGUAAUUACAGUGCUGCAGGGCGUGGACAAUUCGCUGGUGGGUCUGCACAACCAGAGCUUCGCCCGGGUCAUGGAGCAGCGCCUGGCCCAGCUGUUCAUGAUGUCCCAGCAACAAGGCCGGCGGUUUAAGCGGGCCACCACCCUGGGAAGCUACACCGUGCAGAUGGUAAAGAUGCAGCGGGUGCCUGGACCCAAGGACCCAGCGGAGCUGACUUACUACACCCUGUACAACGGGAAGCCUUUGCUGGGGACUGCGGCUGCCAAGAUCCUGAGCACCAUUGACUCCCAAAGGAUGGCCUUGACCUUGCAUCACGUUGUCCUUCUGCAAGCUGACCCCGUGGUGAAGAACCCGCCCAACAACCUGUGGAUCAUCGCCGCGGUGCUGGCGCCCAUCGCCGUGGUCACGGUCAUCAUCAUCAUCAUCACUGCCGUGCUCUGCCGGAAGAACAAGAACGACUUCAAGCCGGACACGGUGAUGAACCUGCCCCAGAGGGCGAAGCCUGUGCAAGGCUUUGAUUACGCCAAACAGCACCUGGGCCAGCAAGGGGCAGACGAGGAGGUCAUCCCCGUGACCCAGGAGACGGUGGUCCUCCCGCUGCCCGUCAGAGAUGCUCCGGCCUUGCAGGAAAGGGACGUCGCCCAGGAUGGAAGCACCAUCAAGACAGCCAAGUCCACUGAAACCAGAAAGAGCAGGUCGCCCAGUGAGAACGGCUCUAUCAUCAGCAACGAAUCAGGGAAGCCCAGCUCGGGGAGGCGCUCGCCCCAGAAUGUAAUGGCACAGCAGAAAGUGACAAAGGAGGAGGCACGGAAGAGGAAUGUGCCGGCGAGUGACGAAGAGGAAGGAGCAGUUCUUUUUGACAGCUCUGGCAAGGUGGCUGCCGAUCCUUUUGACACGUCUUCUGGAUCCGUGCAGCUGAUUGCAAUAAAACCCACGGCCCUCCCCGUGGUGCAGCCCACCUCGGACCGGAGCCAGGAGGCGGCCGUGCUCAACGGUGAGGUGAACAAAGCGCUGAAGCAGAAGUCAGACAUCGAGCACUAUCGGAACAAGCUGCGCCUCAAAGCCAAGAGGAAGGGAUAUUACGAUUUCCCUGCAGUAGAGACAAAUAAGGCUCAGACGGAAAGAAAAAAGAUGUAUGAAAAAUCCCAAAAGGAAAUCGAGCACGUGUUGGAUCCAGACCCAGAACUGUGUGCCCCGUUCGCUGAGUCUAAAAACAGGCAACAGACGAAGAACUCUGUCUACCGGAGCCGGCAGUCUCUGAAUAGCCCAAGUCCAGGGGAAACCGAGAUGGAUCUUCUAGUGACUCGGGAGCGACCCCGGCGUGGAAUUCGUAACAGUGGAUAUGACACCGAGCCCGAAAUCAUAGAGGAAACCAACAUCGACCGGGUCAAUGAGCCCCGGGGCUACGCCAGGUCAAGGCAAGUGAAAGGCCACUCUGAGACCUCCACACUGAGCUCCCAGCCCUCCAUCGACGAGGUCAGGCAGCAGAUGCACAUGCUGCUGGAAGAGGCCUUCAGCCUGGCGUCCGCGGGCCACGCGGGCCAAAGCCGGCACCAGGAGGCCUACGGCUCAACACAGCACCUGCCCUACUCCGAGGUGGUGACCAGCGCUCCGGGGACCAUGACACGGCCCAGGGCUGGGGUGCAGUGGGUGCCCACCUACCGCCCAGAAAUGUACCAGUACAGUCUGCCCCGGCCGGCCUACAGGUUUUCCCAGCUUCCUGAAAUGGUCAUGGGCUCUCCCCCUCCACCUGUACCUCCCCGGACCGGCCCUGUGGCUGUUGCUUCUCUCAGGCGGUCCACCUCGGACGUCGGCAGCAAGACCAGGAUGGCUGAGUCCUCCGGACCGGAGCCCACCCAGCUACACGACAGCCCCUCCUUCGCUCACGUGUCCAGAGGCCCUGUGUCCGUGGCGCAGUUGGAUCAGUCGGCGUUAAAUUACUCAGGUAAUACGGUGCCGGCAGUGUUUGCCAUCCCAGCUGCCAACAGACCGGGCUUCACCGGCUACUUCAUCCCGACGCCUCCCUCGUCCUACAGGAGCCAGGCCUGGAUGUCCUACUCGGGGGAGAACGAGCUCCCGAGCCAGUGGGCCGAUUCGGUCCCCCUCCCAGGGUACAUUGAGGCUUACCCCCGGUCACGUUAUCAGCAGAACUCUCCCUCCAGGCUGCCUCGCCAGUACAGCCAGCCGGCCGGCAUGCACCCCAGCUUGGAGCAGGCCCCUGUGCCCUCCACGGCAGCCUCCCAGCAGAGCCUGGCAGACAACGACCCGUCCGACACACCCCUGACCAACAUCUCCACGGCGGCCCUGGUGAAGGCCAUCCGGGAGGAGGUGGCCAAGCUGGCCAAGAAACAGACGGACAUGUUCGAGUUCCAGGUCUAAUGCCUUAGCCCCGCGGGACUGCCAGACUCUGAGGAAACAGUCUUCGGGUUUCUCGAGCCUGAUGUGUUGUGACUUGAGGCAUACACAAUGGGUGAGUCUGUCUCAUCCUUAGUUUCUGAAAAAGUGAACAGUGGGACUUCUGGGAAACGGAGGAGACUCUUGAACAACUGGAUUCUCGGCUUAUUCAACUGAUUGUAUGUCAAGAAGUCCCUGCUUGGGACCGUAUGCUUGAUAUUCUGUUAUAUUAAAUGUUUGAGCUAUGGGUACAUUUCCCUAUGGAGCCUUAGUCACGAGAGACACUAGCUAAUCUCCAGAUUCCUGUCCAAGGCCACAUUUCAAUAAAUCGCCAGGAGGCGAAGGACAUAGCUCUGUCUUCGGUGACCCCUGCAUGUUAACUCUGUUUCUGUGUUAAAGGCAGUGCAGGCGUAUGAUUAAGCACCAGACUGUACUCUCUCUCUCAUCCAGUCAUGACUGUAAUCGUUAAAAUCACCUCCAGUCUGUAAAGGAGGCACGGACUCCAGCCAAGAAACUUGAGUCCUUUUCUUUUUCGAGAUUCAUACUCAAAGUCAGAUGCAUCAGAUGAAAGUCAGUGCUAUCAAUGACUGAACCUAUAAAUAGUCCUGAUCCCCUCCUUCCAUUAAUUAAACAAAGGCCAAGAAAGAGAGGAGAUGAGAGGGAAGGACUGAUUUGCGUCGACAGGUUUUUGGAAAGGUGUUGUUACAUCGCAUCCAGUGUACCCUGGAGGUUGGGACGUAACUGAAAGAGAAGCAGCACUAAGAGUGAGUGUUUAGGAUCCCACAAAAGAAAAGCAGUUAUUGGUGGAGUUUCCUCUUUGCCCUGCAAUGAAGAUGGCCUGAGAACGAAGCUUCUCUCUCUUUGGGGAUAACAAACACAUUGACUUUCACAAGAAAAUCUCUGUCUCUUCAACAGUGAUGUCCAGCCUGGGCUGCCGGGUGAUACAGAAGGAACUAGUAACUGAUGCCUGCUAGAAGCAGGGAGAGUGGAACCACAGUCCCCCACGCCUGCAGCCUCUGCUUAUAGAAGCUUCUGAAUGCAGAAAAUCUGUUGAAUUACAUUAAAAUGUAAAUAACAUUUUAAAAAGUGUAUGGAGUUAGCCAGUCCCCUCCCUCCCCAACCCCCACGGUUAAUGGACACUAGGGGACAUUUGCUGAGAUGGCAGGACUGCCGACCUUGUGAGGGUGGUAUUGCAAGUCACCUGACCCCCCGCACCGGCCAUGGUGAGUCAGCCUCUGGAACUCUGGGUGGACAGUGUCUCCCAGCCUGAGGCACCUGCCACAGGCACCUGUCAGCGCAAAGCAAAACACUACUGGCUGCAGGUGGCCUCGGGGGGAAGACACUGGUCCCUUCGCCAGCUUUGGGAGCCAUGCACCACAGUGAGGGCUCCCUUGGUGUCUGUCAGGGAACGAGAUCCUGUCCUGCCUUCACCCAAGGUCAUUGCCGCUUCAGCUGUAUCCAUUCCCUGAGCCCAUCUUUCCAUUCUCAUGAGUUUCUUUGGUCUUUAUUGAGGGAAGGGGGAAGUUAAAUGUUGAGAGAAGAGUAGGAGAGGAACUGAUUAGAACAGGAGAUUCAAAGUCAAAGCACAGACUUUUCAAAGAAGCUGUUUUUAUUUCCCACUGGCAAAUUGCCCUUUCGGAGGUGUGUCAUGGAAUCCCCAAACAAGUCUCUUGUUCGGAUGAUUUUAGGUCGUGUCUUUUGGUAUGCUGAUUGAUCUUUCAUAGUGUUAGUGUUUUGUUACUUCAAAAAAAAAUCAGCUAUAAAUAAAAUGUAUUUUUGUAAUUUCCACGUGUAUAUAUGGUAUAUUUCUACCAAUGGCCAGUUGUUGUAAUCCAAAACCUAAAUCAGCUUGCAAAACACUGUGGACAGUGCAAGAUUUUAUCGACAGAUUAACACAACACCUAAUUCUAUCCAAAUUGGUAUUCAAUGCACUUGAAUGAACAAAGAGCCAAAGAAACUCAGCCUUUCCAUGCAAAUGGUAUGAGUCUGAUAAAGUCAGCUACAUUGUCCCGCCUUAUCAAUAAUCUUAAGAUUUCAUCAGUGCAAUGACAUUCAACCCAGUACUUUGUCUACUCGGUAAAUGCCUGGAAACAUUGUAUGUGAAAAUGGAGUUUUAAGACCUUAGUGUAAUUAAACUAUAUGCACAUGCUUCAACGAUAGUGUCUGAGCUUUGGGUGUGCCAGUGACUUACGGAGAGUGAAGCUGCAGCCCCAACUGUCUAGGCGGACGGAGACAGAAAUCACUGCGGUCUUUGCAGAGCCCCACGAAAUCCUGAGUCAGUCAACGGAGACAACUAGAAAUAUAGCAUGCUCCAUCAGACACUCCCUCAAACUAGACACCACCGGUUUAAGAAAGUCGAUGGGAGGAAACCUUACAUUGAUGAGGUCAGCCUGUUCGUGGAUUCCCACCAAUGGGGAGACAGAUGCCAUUGUUUGGUAUUCUGUGACUGAGAUGUGGUCCCCUCUCUGAAGAGUCUCCUGGCCUCAUGGAGGUGACAGAUACCUGGACAGCUGGCUCUAAGAAAAAGCAAACGGUCAGAAGUGCCUUGUGGAAGUUAAAAUAGAGUUCCAUGAGAGCUCAGAGGUUUGUGUUCCUCGUGACCCUCCAGACAGUUGAAGAAGCCACAAGGACCCAGACGACCUUGGAGAAGGAAGCCAAAGUCCUGAGAAGGAGAAUGGCCUGCCCAGGGAUUCCCACCCAAGCCUCCUGAAUUCAUGAUCCAACUUGCUUUCCAUGUCACCAUGCUGCCUGCACACUUGUCCGUGGUUUUUGAACGAUGCUAGGAAGUUUAAAAAGUAGCCAAGGGUCAUAUGAGGCAUUCCUUAUGCCCUCGUGAAGGAAAAAGAUGAUAGAGUAGGUAAAGAACUUCAGAUGAGCAUAUAGAGGACAACACAUUUGUGGUGUAAUAAACAUUUUUGGAACCUUUGUACUUUCAAUGUGAGUUUUCUGCAUUCUGAAAAGAAACGCAUUUUGCCUUUUUCUAGAGAGUGCCAUCAAGGGAAUGGGAUUCUCAACUGAUGAUCAAGCUCGGGAUGGAUUCCUGUCUUAGUGCCGCGGAUCUAGACAGGCAGCCAGGGGGGCCAUGACAGCUUGUCAUUGUGAGGUAGUAGAUUCCGGGUCCUGUUUGGGGAGGCAACCCUGGGGCUGCAGGAGAAACUCUGUGUGUGUUCCCUGGUACCUGUGACCUGAGAUGGCGGUGUUACCUACGGAGCAGAAAGUUGCCUCUUUCCUUGUGUGCUAUGGACUGAAUGUUUGUGCCUCCCCUCCCCCCAGCCACACCAAUUCAUAUGUUGAAGUCCUAACCCCCCAGAGUGAUGGUAUUAGAAGGCGGGGCCUUGGGAGGUACUCAGGUUGUGAGGGUGGAGCCCACAAGAAUGGGAUUAGUGCCCUUAUAAAAGGGAUGCCCCUCUCCCCAGAGAGCUCUCUUGCCCUCUUUUAGAAAUAAAUUUCUAUGGUAUAUAAACCACACACUGUGGUACUUUGUUACAGCAGCCUGAGCUGACUAAAACAGGGUGGGUUAUGUAAGAAUCAAUUCUCUGGACUCUGGACCCAGGAGAAGUUAUAUGGUAUAUUAUAUGGUGCAUUCAGCAGAAGGACUCUCAAUUUCUGAGUAAUCUUGAUGGAAGAAUGAAUAGGAAAUGGUUAGAUUUGUCUUUAAAAGUAUAAACUUCUGAGAGGAAAUACAGGUGGAGGAGGAGAGGAAUUUACAUGCCUGACUAAAGGAAAUGCUUCUGUAACAGGCAGAAAUUAGGGACAUGGAUCAAAAGGUUUAAACAUUGAUUACAGAUAAAUAAGCUGCUGUUUCCCCCUAUAAAGCGCGCAGGCACUCCAUGUUUAAUGAAUAAAAUAACAGAUGUUAGCUUAACAGUUUGAGAACAGAAUUUAAACUUAAUCCAUUCCUUCAGUCACACACCAGAAACUACUUUGGACUUCCCUUACAAAAUACACUCACAUAUCCUUAGGGAAAGACAGUUAUUUAGCUUGGAGCAGUGACCAAUCAGGACGCAAGAAUUAGAGAUUGAAUUCUGCCUCUGAGUUGAUCUUACAGGUAUUGUAGGCAAGGAACUUUGCAGGGACUAGAAGCCCAUUCACACUUGCUAAUUCACACUUUCAGGGGUAGACCGGAGAUCCAGGGUUGUUUCAUAGAAACAAAACAGAGCUCCCGUGUGGGAAAGGGGUAGAGAUAGCGUCUUCUCUUUGGCUGUCGUGUGCUCUCCAUAUGGGCUUUCAUGUCUUUCUCUCUGCCUCUCUGCUCCGUUCUCUCGCUUCCCUUGGCCUGCUAGCUCUCUGUGUUUUCACUGGUAGAUGUACAGAUGAAAGUCCACCCUCAGAUCCACUCCACACAAUCUUUCCUCUUUAAUAGCCAUCCCUCCCUGACUACCAUGUCUGUACCCCUAGGGAAAAUUCUCCACAGUCUCAUCGAUCUAGUUCAUCUGCCUGUGGAUCAGGCACCCUUGGGUCAGGUGUCUGUCCAAUCAGCUAUAACCAAGGAGGACAGGGUCAUGUGAUAGAGCAUGGCUCCCUGGACCAGCCCUCUCAUUGAGGGCUUUUGUUGGGGGCUAGUACUCAGAUGAGGGCUCAUGAGGUGAAAGGACCUUCAGAAGGAACCUGCUGUGGACUGGAGAUGACUGGUACUCCUAGGAUGCCAGCCUGCAAGUAAAGAGUCCCUGCGGAUACUGGGAUACUGCAGCAGAGAGGAGAAGGCAUCCUUGACUCGUGCAUCAGUGAAACAUGCAUGAGCUGGAAACCUUGGCAGACUGGCCAGACCUGCCCCAACUACUUGCCACCCACCACCAGUGCUACUGAUACUGCUGCUGGGUCUAAGACGGGAUUUCUUACCAAGGCCCGAUUAGCAAAGUCUUGCUCAGCAGACGAUAAAUACUUGUAAAUUGAAAUGCAUGAUCUCAGCUCAGGUGCUAUUAACGUGGCUCAGGGCCACACAUUUGCAUGGAUGAGAAAACCCAUGAGCCUCUCAACAGAGUCUUUGGAAACAAAAUUGGUUUCCAGAGAAAUUGAUUUUCUCGUGGCUCUGCCCUUCCAAGUAUAAGUUAGUGUUCCCUAGAAUGGAAAGGUCUCUUGAUUUCUUAAGGUGAAACGUUACAGAAUCCUAGUCUGUGCUAAGUGCUAACAUGUAGGGCGUUUCUGGAAAGGUGUAUUUAUGAAAUAGAAUGAAUAGUGCUAGAAACAAGUGUGAGGAUAUUAAGUUGCUAUGAUUAUGCAGGUCUGAAAAACAGAGAGAUUUGGGAAGUGGCAGAAUUUGUUUCCAUAGGUCAAACCCACACUUCAGCAAAAGCCAUUAUACAAUGAAAUCUAGAAAUCAAUUACUUUCAUUCUUUGACCUUGACCAGCCUUUUGUAAACUAUGGAAGGAGGCCAUCAAUGGAUUUUAUGUUAAUUAACUGUCGCCUCCCCUUAUUUCCCCCCAUCUUUACCUGAUGCCUAAACUCACCCUCAGCCCACACACAAAAUGAGAGCAGGUUUGUAGCAAGCAAUCAGAGGAGUAUCAUUGGUCUGGAAAUGUUGAAAAAGGCAUAAUAAAUGGUCAAGGCCUUGGUCAACGCACUGUAACCCAGUCUCUGACUCCUUAUCUGUGAAAUGGGUAUGACAACGUCAGCACUUCCUACCUCCAGUGGUGUUCGUAAGGAGCGUGUGGCAUCCUGUAUGUAAAAAUGCUUUGAAAAGUGUAUUCUUACUAAAGCAUUUGCUGCAUAAUUCCGUUUUAUCGAGCAAAAUAUGUUAGCUCCUUCCAGCCACUGAACUAAUGUGCUAUACCAUUUUUAAAUUUUAUAUUCUAUUAAAAAAUAAAAAAGAUGUUCCUAAGUUUGGAAGUGCUCACAAAAGCCAGCCUCACCUGGAGCCGUGUUGUGUUGCUGUCGUGUGUGAUUUGAAGGAUACGAAAGUACUUGUACGUGGGCUUCUGGGUGGAAAACCCAGACUGGCGACUCCUCACCAACCACAUGAGACACGCUGGGCAAAGACAAGUACUGAACAGGAGCUCUGACUGUAGCUGUUGUCAUUAAAGGCUUUGCUUUCUAACUAACUUUGUAUGUCCUUGGCCUCUGCCAGGAAUAGAGUGUUCUUACGCUGUCAGAAUUUUUUUAUUGUGAAAUAAAAUGGCAAA